AGGGAGCCGUGACGAGUCCGGAAGCGCCUGCGCGCGCCCCACCGCUCGACAACUAGUUUUGUUCCGCGUCCUGCGGCCGGGAGUCCUUCUGAGCGAACCCCCCGGCCGGACCCGGUCGGCGCCGGCAGCACCGCAGCGAUGUCCAGCAACAGCUUCGCUUACAACGAGCAGUCCGGAGGAGGGGAGGCGACGGAGCUGGGGCAGGAGGCCACCUCGACCAUUUCCCCCUCCGGCGCCUUCGGCCUCUUUAGCAGCGAUCUGAAGAAGAAUGAAGAUCUCAAGCAAAUGUUGGAGAGCAACAAAGAUUCUGCGAAGUUGGAUGCUAUGAAACGGAUUGUUGGGAUGAUUGCAAAAGGGAAGAAUGCGUCUGAAUUGUUUCCUGCUGUUGUGAAGAAUGUGGCCAGUAAAAAUAUUGAGAUCAAGAAAUUAGUAUAUGUUUACCUGGUCCGAUACGCUGAAGAACAGCAGGAUCUGGCACUCCUGUCCAUAAGCACUUUCCAGCGAGCUCUGAAGGACCCAAAUCAACUAAUCCGUGCAAGUGCUUUGCGAGUUCUGUCGAGUAUUAGAGUGCCGAUUAUUGUGCCUAUUAUGAUGCUCGCUAUUAAGGAAGCUGCUGCUGAUCUGUCACCAUACGUUAGGAAGAAUGCGGCCCAUGCAAUACAGAAACUCUACAGCCUUGAUCCAGAGCAGAAGGAAAUGUUAAUUGAAGUAAUUGAAAAACUUCUGAAGGAUAAAAGCAUACUGGUAGCUGGCAGUGUUGUGAUGGCUUUUGAAGAAGUUUGCCCGGAUAGAAUAGACCUGAUUCACAAGAAUUACCGCAAGCUCUGCAACUUACUGGUCGAUGUAGAGGAGUGGGGGCAGGUCGUCAUUAUCCACAUGCUCACUCGAUAUGCUCGCACGCAGUUCGUCAGUCCUUGGAGAGAGGAUGAUGGUCUGGAAGACAAUGAAAAGAGUUUCUAUGACUCUGAUGAUGAACAGAAGGAAAAGACUGACAAAAGGAAGAAGCCAUAUACUAUGGAUCCAGACCAUAGACUCUUAAUUCGGAACACAAAACCUUUGCUUCAGAGCAGGAAUGCAGCGGUUGUUAUGGCAGUUGCUCAGCUGUAUUGGCACAUAUCACCAAAAUCUGAGGCUGGCAUUAUUUCUAAAUCACUAGUGCGUUUGCUUCGUAGCAAUAGGGAAGUACAGUAUAUUGUUCUACAGAAUAUAGCAACUAUGUCAAUUCAAAGAAAGGGUAUGUUUGAACCUUAUCUGAAGAGUUUCUAUGUUAGGUCAACUGAUCCAACUAUGAUCAAGACCCUGAAGCUUGAAAUUUUGACAAACUUGGCAAAUGAAGCUAACAUAUCAACUCUUCUUCGAGAAUUUCAGACCUAUGUGAAAAGCCAGGAUAAACAGUUUGCUGCAGCCACUAUUCAGACUAUAGGCAGAUGUGCAACCAACAUCUCGGAAGUCACUGACACGUGCCUCAGUGGCCUGGUGUGUCUGCUGUCCAACAGGGAUGAAAUUGUUGUUGCUGAAAGUGUGGUUGUUAUUAAGAAAUUACUGCAGAUGCAACCUGCGCAACAUGGUGAAAUUAUUAAACAUAUGGCCAAACUCUUGGACAGCAUCACUGUUCCUGUGGCUAGAGCAAGUAUUCUUUGGCUAAUUGGAGAGAACUGUGAACGAGUUCCUAAAAUUGCCCCUGAUGUUUUGAGGAAGAUGGCUAAAAGCUUCACUAGUGAAGAUGACCUGGUCAAACUGCAGAUUUUAAAUCUGGGAGCAAAGUUGUAUUUAACCAACUCCAAACAGACAAAAUUGCUUACCCAGUACAUAUUAAAUCUCGGCAAGUAUGAUCAAAACUACGACAUCAGAGACCGUACAAGAUUUAUUAGGCAGCUUAUUGUUCCGAAUGAGAAGAGUGGAGCUCUAAGUAAAUAUGCCAAAAAAAUAUUCCUAGCACAAAAACCCGCACCACUGCUGGAGUCUCCUUUUAAAGAUAGGGAUCAUUUCCAGCUUGGCACUUUAUCGCAUACUCUCAACGCUAAAGCUGCUGGGUACCUGGAGUUAUCUAAUUGGCCAGAGGUGGCGCCCGACCCGUCAGUGCGAAAUGUAGAAGUGAUAGACUUGGCAAAAGAAUGGACUCCAGCAGGAAAAGCAAAGAAUGAGAAUCCUACUAAGAAAUUUUACUCUGAGUCUGAGGAGGAAGAGGACUCUUCUGACAGCAGCAGUGACAGUGGGAGCGAAUCUGGAAGUGAAAGUGGAGAAGAGGACGAGGAAGGGGACAGCAGUGAGGACAGCAGCGAGGACUCCUCCAGCGAGCCCGAGAGUGAGAGUGGACAUCAGUCAGACACGGAAAACAGAAGAGCGGCCAAGAGGAACUCCAAAACCAAAGGAAAAGGUGAUUCUAAAGAUGGGAAGAAGGAAAAUGAAAAAUCUAAAACUUCAGAUUCUUCCAAUGCCGAGUCCAGUUCAGUGGAAGAAAGUUCUUCAGAUUCUGAGUCAGAGUCAGAAUCUGAAAGUGAAUCUGAAUCCAGAAAAGUCACCAAGGAGAAAGAAAAAAAAGCAAAGCAAGAUAGAAAUCGUCUUGCUACGGAUGCUUCCCUUCUAGAUCUGGAUGACUUUAACCCAGUAUCCACUCCAGUUGCACUUCCCACACCAGCUCUUUCUCCAAGCUUGAUAGCUGAUCUUGAAGGUUUAAACUUGUCAACUUCUUCAUCAGUCAUCAGUGCUCAGCACUGUGAAUUAAAGAUGGAAAAGACUUCUACAGUCUGCUGGGUCAGUACUCCUGUCUUUGUGCCAAUGAAAACUCAUGUGCUGCUUCAUCGAAUGAGUGGAAAAGGACUAGCUGCCCAUUAUUCCUUUCCAAGACAGCCUUGUAUUUUUGGUGAUAAGAUGGUCUCUGUACAAAUAACGUUGAAUAAUACUACUGAUAAGAAGAUAGAAAAUAUCCACAUAAGGGAAAAGAAACUUCCUAUAGGCAUGCAAAUGCAUGUUUUUAAUCCAAUAGAAUCUCUUGAGCCUGAGGGAUCCAUUACUGUUUCAAUGGGUAUUGACUUCUGUGACUCCACUCAGACUGCCAGUUUCCAGUUGUGUACCAAGGAUGAUUGCUUCAGUGUUAAUAUUCAGCCCCCCGUUGGAGAACUGCUUUUACCUGUGGCCAUGUCGGAGAAAGACUUUAAGAAAGAGCAAGGAAUGCUGACAGGAAUGAAUGAAACUUCUGCCACCAUCAUCACUGCACCACAGAACUUCCCCCCCUCCGUGAUCCUUCAGAAGGUUAUAAAUGUGGCCAACGCAGGGGUGGUCCCUUCUGGCCAAGAUAAUAUACACAGGAAGGUCCUCAAGUAAGUCGCUCGAGAGGCCUGAUGCUUCCGUUUCUUGACUGAUGACAAGCCCUGUCCGUCUCACACAGGGUGGUCAUAGAAUAAGAAGGCGAAUAUAAAGUCGUCAUACUGGUACCACCAGGCACAUGCAACUUGUCUACAGUUAAUGUUCACUAGGGGAAAUGAACAGAAACCUUUGCAGUGAAAAUAUUUUGGUUCUGAGUUUUCUGUUUUAAUUGUUUUCUGCUUUAAAUACUUUUCACUUUGCUGGGUUAUUUUCUCUAACAGAAGUUUUUGUGUUUUAUUUAUGGGUCCUUUGAAUCAUUGAAGUUACUGAACACCAAAAUAUCAUACAUCAACUGUCAUUUUUGUCUUAUGCAGUAUGAAAUUUUACCUGACAGGUCUAGUGGCCAGCAAUACUUUAUUGUUUUAAUAUGUUCUCUUGUAAUGUACAAAAAGACAGACGUUAACCAUUGUUUAUGUUGGAACUUUAAUUUAGUGUUUCUUUGGUUUUGUAUGAGGGUUUUUAACUUUCCUGAAAGCAAUGGGAGGUUUCCAGAUUUUUGUUUCUUAGAAGCAAAAAGCCACCAUUGGCUUCUCAAAGUCAAAUAAUAUGACAGCUAUCUUCGUAUUGGGAAAUAAACUAAGAAAGCCACUUAGUACAGUUGUGUAAUUCUUAUUAAAGCAUAGUUUGCCUGUAGCUUGUCUCGGUGGUUUGGCCUGUUCAGAUGAUUACAUUAUAGUCAAUUCUCAGUUAUCCAUGCUAAUGCAGGGGAGACAUACAACUGAGAACAUUUAUCUUUGGCGUUGGAAUUCAGAGAUGGCACUGAAACAUACUGUUCAUGGUCCCCAUACACAUCCGCAGUGUCCUGACGCUUGUCUAGUCCAGCCCCAUCAGCGGGGGCGUGGUGUUUGGCUCUGUAACUGGGGGAGGGCCCAGUUACCACAGAGUCAAGAGAGAAUAAAGUGCCUCUGAGUGAUUAAGAAGAGCUGUGCCAUCCUAACUUGCCUCUCAAGUCUCCUCGUACUUACUGAAAUGCUUUUCGUCUGCUUUUAUAAAGUAUGGCUGUGAUAAUGUUCUCAAUUUUGGAAAGCUUGCAGAUAAUAAAUGGAAUUAUUUGUAUUCUUCAUACAGAAAUUGAUAGAAAUUAUCCUGCAUGUGUAACGUUUUUUGCCAUUCUUUUAUUCUCAGUAACAAUUAAAACAAAACAAACAAUUGUUAAUAAAAUCUGUACCAAUGCCUUUUUAAAUUUCAUUUGAAGUGAAAUCGCAAUUACUGGUUACAUCAUAAUAACAGAAAUUAAUAGUGCAUCGCUUUAUUGAAUUAUAUUAAUGUUUUAACUGUAGCGCUCAGUAUUCUAUUACCCUGUGGGAUUAGUGAGUUUAUAUAUCGAAGCUUAUAUAUUGUUUACUUGUUAAUAAAGAAAUUGAAGUCCCUAUGA
This is a messenger RNA of Equus caballus (horse), 4741 nucleotides long. The record is from RefSeq and is a predicted model, not a curated record. NCBI's taxonomy places the organism in Eukaryota, Metazoa, Chordata, Mammalia, Perissodactyla, Equidae.